CUGCAAGCACACUGGAUUUGAGUUUGUAACAAAUGUUGGAAAUAUGACUUGCUCAGAGGAAGCAGAGGCACAAUUAGCAGAGAUAGAGCUGCUAUUAAGCAUGUUUCCAAGUGAAGAAGAGUUACAAGUGGACGAGCUCUCCCAUGCAGAGCUCAGGGCUUAUGUGGAGGGCUCUGCUCAUACUCCCCCCAGUUCCAGACCCCAAUUCAACAUCAAGCUGAAGGUGGAGAACCUUGCAGUAAGUGUGGUGAGCAUUACAUUGUUGUGCACUUACCCAGCUGACUACCCGAAAGUGUUGCCAGAUAUUACUGCCAGAUGUUCUGAGCUCAGUAGAUCACAGCAGAUGCUGCUUCACUCCAACCUCAACACCUACCUGUCUGAAAACUGCAGUGGUGAUGUGUGUAUUCUGUCUGCUGUGCAGUGGAUCAAUGAAAAUGCACAAGCAUAUAUCAGUAAAUGUGCUCCUGUCCGCGAUCCCAAGAAGGAAAAUGUUUCAAUGCAGUCAAAAGAAACCUUCACUAGACUCUGGAUCUACAGCCAUCAUAUCUACAAUAAGAUGAAGAGGAAGAACAUUCUGGAAUGGGCAAAGGAGCUGAACCUUUCUGGGUUCAGUAUGCCGGGAAAGCCUGGUAUUGUGUGUGUGGAGGGUCUGCAGUCUGCUUGCGAUGAGUUCUGGGCCAGGGUGAAAGUUUUAACAUGGAAAAGAAUUAUGAUUCGUCACAGAGAGGAUGUCCCUUUGGAAAACAGCUCGAUGGAGGAGAGAACGGACUCCCUUCGCAAGUUCACUGGAUUUCAUGAAGCCAUUUUUGACCCUCACGGGACCAGAGGAAACCACAUGGACCUUGGACAGCUUUAUCAGUUCCUUAAUGACAAAGGAUGUGCUGAUAUCUUUCAAAUGUACUUUGGGAUUGAGGGAAGAUAAUAGUUUGUCUGUGUCUGCUUGUGUGCACAUCAUUUCUAUUUUUGCCUUAUUUUUUGGCUUAAUAUUGACAUCAUUACACAUUUUAAAACAGGAAAACAAUUUUAUAGUAAAGACAAUGAAAUGUGCAAUCCACAUAUUAGUAGGGUUGUAGUUCUGCAUCACUGUUGUCUCAAAAGGAUGCACCUGUGCCAUCAAUCCUCAAAUUUCUCAUCUUCAUAAAGAUGGUUUAUCUACCUGUGCUGUCUGGAAUUUUGUGUUUCAGCAACUCACUUCAAAUGGAGUUUAUCGUCCCUUUGUGGAACACAA
Messenger RNA from Rhinichthys klamathensis goyatoka, 1228 nucleotides. It is a transcript of the gene rwdd2b, whose product is annotated as RWD domain containing 2B. The record is from RefSeq and is a predicted model, not a curated record. Lineage: Eukaryota; Metazoa; Chordata; Actinopteri; Cypriniformes; Leuciscidae. The coding region runs from base 44 to 922 and encodes 292 amino acids. The transcript is spliced from 4 exons. Gene Ontology annotation, molecular function: protein binding.